Messenger RNA from Toxorhynchites rutilus septentrionalis, 2616 nucleotides. RefSeq lists its product as uncharacterized. Bases 977 to 1669 code for a protein of 230 amino acids. Lineage: Eukaryota; Metazoa; Arthropoda; Insecta; Diptera; Culicidae. The transcript has 3 exons. The record is from RefSeq and is a predicted model, not a curated record.
CUCCAUGCGCGAAACACGUUCCAUUCGCGCGCUAGCGUAUAAGCCCGGUGCUAGAGAUAUCCACCGCAAAUAGAAAGUAUUUCGUACGCGCGUAUGGCGAAAAAUUUCGCAUCCUUUCAGCAGCAGCAGUAACCAAUUAGCACCGAUUGAGUUUGAUUGAUACUCAAUAGCGUUGGGGUUCGUCAUCGUAAAACAACGCGUGUAUUGCAAACAUUAUCGCACAUUUUCGGGUGCGCUGACAGAUUGUAAAAUAUUCAGGGGGCGUUCUGUGUGUCAACAGCUACCAAAUCGGACGCCGGGCGUCCACUGGAAUCCGGCGACUGAUAGAUAAUUACAGUGGUUCACAUGCGCUAGUCUCGCUGAGUCUCGUUUGCCUGCCCCGCAAACCUGGAAAAACCUGAAUUGAAAUUCAACAGACAGACAGACCCUCGAUCGCCGGGCUGAUCGUGUGAAUGCUGUAUACUAACUUGUGGGUCUCUCGACCUGCACCAAGCAGUGUGGAAUGUUAUAUAAGUCAGCAAGCAACCAAUAAACGGAGAAAUAAGACGGAAAAUCGAGUCUUGUCGUGCUGAAGUGGGUCGGUCGGUAGUUUUGGGCUGCAGAGCGUGUGAUGGUGAUGAAGAGUUGAAAUCAUAAUAAUACUACUGAAGCAGAAGCAGAACAGAAACAUCGAAAAGAUCGGAAAGAGCAGCAGCUAAACAGCAGCAUCGUGGUCGUGAAUGGAUUUUCCCAUAUCUGCAGCACCGAUCACGCAGAACGACCAUUCAUUUUCGUUCCAACAAAGAAAAGGUCAGUAGCCAACGAAAACAAGCGUAAGACGCGAGACGCGAGACUGCGGUGCAUCCCAACGAAAACAACGGUGCAGUGGAAACUAGCAAAGUCACCAAUAUUUUUGCCGAUGGCCUUGAAAUCGAUGGCUACGUAAAGAAAAUACCGUGUUGAGGUUUUGUGAGACGUUGUGGAGGUAGGCUGUUUGAUGGAGGGUAGACAACCAGACUACAUCAUUGGAACGCAUGGAAUUCCACAGCUUGUGAGCGGAGUGUUGCGCCCUGUACGAAAGCGAGACAAGAUGCACCCGAGCAACAACAGCAACAACAAUGCUGCAUCAAUAACGGAUCCCAUCAAACUGAAUAAAUGCCUGUACAAUCUAACGGUGCGGAAUGCUGCCGUUGGGGAUCACCCUUCGAAAUCCGCCAGUAAAACAAAACGUGAUAUAGCGAUAAGACGCAAUCUAUGUGGCAAUCAAUCAAACUCAACCACCGGUAGCAAUGGCAGUAGCGUGUCUUCCGUGAGCUCAUCACCGUCGUCGUCAUCAACUUCAGUAUUUAGUAACUGGAGGGGCCCGAUUGCAUCAUCAUCGGUGACGCACUGUGACCCACCAAGAAACGCAAGAUCUUACUCGAAUACCUCGUCCAUUCCUAGGAGUAGAAUUCAUAAUUUAAGGGGAGACAUUAGACUAGCAACCAGUACCAUUAAUCGUAACAGUAAUCAUAACGUUAGACUUAGUGAUGCUGGCGGAGGAACCCAAACACUUCUCAACAGCAGGCAACGGAGAAACGCAGGGGAACCGAGUGACUUAAACUGUGGAAGCAACGUGGUGAGACAAUGCAGACCAGCAGAUAGUUAUGAGGGACUCUGGAUAGUUAGUGGACAAUGUGCAACUAGAUGAACUUCUAACAGAAGAAACGUUGAUUGGUCCCUAUGCUGCCGUGUAUUCUGGCAAACCCAUGAACUCACGGUAAAAGUAAGCUUCACGUUACUCUCCUGCAGUGGCCACAAGCGAGUCCUGGGAUAUGCUGAAUAAAGACGCAGAACCUGUGAAGAAGUUGAUUGAAAUGACGAAGCGCCAAAAACUUGAGGAAAGAAAAAGGAGAGCUGAGUUGAAACGGAUAACCUUGAAUUAUUUCAUUGCUUUGAACAACGAAUAACUUGAAAUCAAAUAUAUAAUUAUCAUUUAAGUAAUAUAACCCUUGCGGUAUUUAAAAUUAUAAAGCUACAACAUAAAUAAACAUCAAUAAACGACCGGCAUUUUGAGGGAAAUAGAGGAACGGAUAAAAGGUUCCAAUUAUCACAACAGAGGUUGUUGAAAAUAAUUUCAAGUUAAUUUAAAAAAAAAGCAAGUGGUAAAAGUUUUAUUACAAGUUUAACCCUUUCAGGACCAUAAGGUUACGGUACCUUAUUAAAUCAAUUUAGCUAUAUGUUAUGAAUCAAUAGGCACCCUAAAAACAUAAUUUAUACUAAAAAUUCAAAAAACUUUUACCUUUUUUUUUAAAUUUAUGGCACAAAUAUGUCCCUAUGGUUGCUAUUAUGUAUUGCCAGUAAAAAUAAUAAAAAGGUACAUUCCGAAAUAUUAAAAUAAAAAAAAUAAUUUACAAUGGUUACGUGAAUAUUUAAUUAAUCCAUGAUUUUUGCUUGGGACAUCGGCGUCCCCGUGGUCGUGAAAGGGUUAAAAGCCAUUAAUGGUAGUAGACAAUUUCAAGACAUUUGUGUGUGCAUGGAAGGUACAUUGCAGUACAUUUUUAGACAGAGUAAGUCGUUGUUAUUUUCACAUGUUUGAUGAUUUCAUUGCAUUAGUAAUUGUACAGGAAUAAAAAUUGAGCUUAAAACGACAAGAAA